UCUCAUCGAUUAUAAAUUAAUAACCUCUACUCUUUCACCUUCUCUCUGACAUCAAAUCAACAAGUUUUUCUACCAAUUUUGGUCUCAACGCAACCCUUUGUUCUGUUGUAAAUACAGAAAGAGCGAAUGGCUGUGGGGGGUUUCGCUACCGAUGGACCAGUCGGUAAUUAUAACGGCAAACUAACGACGUCCGUGGUGAUCACCUGCAUCGUCGCCGCCACCAGUGGCCUCAUAUUCGGUUACGACAUCGGAAUAUCAGGAGGUGUAACAACAAUGCAAGCUUUUCUGGAGAAGUUUUUUCCAUCAGUGCUAAGGAAAGCAACAGAGGCUAAAACCAAUUUGUAUUGUAUGUAUGAUAGCCAUAUUUUAACAGCAUUCACAUCCUCACUUUACAUAGCAGGACUAGCAGCAUCCCUGGCUGCUAGUCGCCUUACAGCUGCAUUUGGCCGUAAGAACAUUAUGGUAAUUGGAGGCUGCACCUUCCUCGCCGGCUCAGCAGUAAAUGGUGGUGCCGCCAAUGUAGCCAUGCUCUUAUUAGGCCGGAUUCUUCUUGGUUUCGGAGUUGGUUUUACCAACCAGGCAACUCCUGUUUAUCUCUCGGAGGUCGCUCCAUCGAAAUGGCGUGGCGCAUUCAAUACAGGAUUUCAGUUCUUUAUAGGCAUUGGAGUUGUUUCAGCGAAUUGCAUAAACUAUGGAACUGCGAAGCAUAGCUGGGGAUGGAGACUCUCUCUUGGCCUUGCUAUAGUACCUGCUUUAAUUAUGACUCUAGGUGCAGUCUUUAUAUCUGAUACGCCUAGCAGUCUAGUUGAGCGAGGCAAGAUCGCGCAAGCUAAGAAAUCUCUCAUCAAAGUACGAGGAGAUACAACGAAUGUGGAAGCAGAGCUGAACGAUCUUAUUAAGGCAAGCGAAGUAGCCAAAGCUGCAAAUCAAGAACCUUGUGUGACAAUAUUUGAGAGGCAAUAUAGGCCUCACCUAGUAAUGUCAAUUGCCAUACCAUUUUUUCAACAAGUUACCGGGAUUAACAUUAUUGCCUUCUAUGCUCCAGUACUUUUUCAAUCAGUUGGUUUCGGAAAUAAUGCAGCUCUAUUAGCUGCAAUUAUAUUAGGACUGGUUAAUCUUGGCUCCAUCCUUGUUUCUACGGGCGUGGUUGAUCGCUAUGGCCGUAGACUUUUGUUCAUAGUUGGUGGUACUGUGAUGUGUGUUUGCCAGGUUGCGUUGGCUUGUGUUCUUGCUGCUACGACGGGGGUUUCAGGGGACAAGCAAAUCUCCAAGGGUUAUACCAUAUUAGUGCUUGUACUAAUGUGCAUCUAUGCAGCUGGUUUUGGGUGGUCUUGGGGUCCAUUAAGUUGGCUAAUUCCUAGUGAAAUAUUUCCUAUGAAGAUUAGGCCAACCGGACAAAGCAUAAGUGUGGCAGUAAAUUUUGGGACAACCUUUGUGCUAUCACAAACAUUUCUGACAAUGCUAUGUCACUUCAAAUUUGGGACAUUCCUGUUCUAUGGUGGUUGGAUUGCAGUAAUGACUGUCUUUGUUGUACUCUUCUUGCCAGAGACAAAAGGGAUCCCAUUGGAGUCUAUGAAUGCUGUCUGGGAGCAGCAUUGGUACUGGAAUCGGUUUGUUCGAAAGGCAGCGAUUGACGAAAUGUAGCUGAUCAUAUGUUUCUGUAUUGUGUAGAUACAUCCUGCUCAACAAUAGGGCAUGAUUAUUAAAGAAAUCUGUACUCUGUACUAUUGUUUUGUAAAUUGACCAGAGACGAUAGGGAUUCCAUUGGAGUCAUUGUCUCUAUGUAUGCUGUGUAGUUCUGUACUCUAUAGUUUGUAUGUGUCCAAGAACACUAGACUGAUUAAUUAUGUCACAACUCUUGCGGCUGUUUUAUGCAUAUGCUUAUGAACCUCCUAUUUUAAUUUGA
Tripterygium wilfordii is the source of this 1906-nucleotide messenger RNA. Its product is annotated as sugar transport protein 5. NCBI's taxonomy places the organism in Eukaryota, Viridiplantae, Streptophyta, Magnoliopsida, Celastrales, Celastraceae. The record is from RefSeq and is a predicted model, not a curated record. Gene Ontology annotation, cellular component: membrane. The transcript has 4 exons. Gene Ontology annotation, molecular function: monosaccharide transmembrane transporter activity. Gene Ontology annotation, biological process: monosaccharide transmembrane transport. Bases 127 to 1644 code for a protein of 505 amino acids.